This is a messenger RNA of Rotaria sp. Silwood2, 627 nucleotides long. NCBI's taxonomy places the organism in Eukaryota, Metazoa, Rotifera, Eurotatoria, Philodinida, Philodinidae. The record is from the annotation of a GenBank genome assembly.
AUGGCAGCGUCAGGUCGUCUUCAAAAAGAGCUUGAAAUUAAAUCAAGAAAAAUUUUAGCAACAACAAAAGAUCCAUUGGAGCGUCUACGUGCAGCAUGCUUAGCUCGAGGAGCACAAGGUAUCAAAGGAUUAUCAAUUUUAUUUCGAAUUAUGGAUGAUGACAAAAAUAGAAGGCUAAGCUUGGAAGAAUUUCGAAAAGGGGUUGAAGAAUAUGGCCUGAACUUCUCAAAAACUGAAAUUGACGAUUUAUUUCGUUCGAUUGAUAUUGAUCGUAGCGGUAAUAUUGAUUACGAAGAAUUUCUACGUAAAUUACGACCUUCAAUAAAUAAGUUUCGUCUUGAUUUAGUUGCUAAAGCUUUUGCUAAACUUGAUAGAAAUCACGAUGGUCAACUAACAAUUGAAGAUUUACGUGGCGUUUAUAAUGUGAAAACACAUCCAAAAUAUAUGAAUGGUGAAUGGAGUGAAGAUCAAGUAUUACGACAUUUUCUUGAUUGUUUUGAUUAUGGAAAACAUAAAGAUGGUGUUGUAACACGUGAAGAAUUUGUUGAUUAUUAUGCCGGUGUUAGUGCCUCAAUUGAUAACGACAUGUAUUUCGAUUUGAUGAUGCGAAAUGCAUGGAAACUUUAA